AUGGCACGCAUAACUAUUCUCGGGGCUGGAAUAAUUGGAUUAGCCACAGCCACCCUGCUAUCGCGGAACCAUCAAGUCACAGUGGUCGCAAGAGAUCUACCCGGAGACGAUCCAAGUAUAGAAUGGGCCAGUCCCUGGGCCGAGGCCUUGAUUGUCCUUGGAGGUGUCUCUUCAAGCCGCGACCGGAAAAUGCAAUUGCGGUCUUUUUCUGAACUUUGGAAAUUGAGUUUUCAGUAUCCUGGGCCCGAGUCCGGCAUCAGACGGAUUGUUCUCGAGGAUAUUUUUGAUGAUGACCGUACUGAAAGCGAUAUCUGGUGGCAAAAGUUUAUGCCAGAGUUUCAGUUUCUUUCUUCUGACAAACUACCUACUGGUGCGACCAUCGGAGUGACAUAUAAAACCGUUGUGGUGAACCCAAAUGUGUUCCUCCCUUGGUUGAAGGAGAAACUCGAAAAUUCGGGCGUUUCAUUCAAAACAAUGAAUGUUAAAUCUUUAUCGGAUAUUCAGCACAUGGGUCACGACAUUCUCAUCAAUGCCACGGGAGUCGGGUCCGCCUCAUUGCUAGAUGUUCAGGAUAAAGAUAUCCAAAUGAUCCGGGGACAAACUAUAGUCAUCAAACAUAACUAUGACAAGGCCAUGCAGCGAGAUGAUGGGGUAAACUACACAUAUGCGAUACCUCGAAUGGAUGGCACGGUUAUUCUCGGCGGAGUCUCUAUCAGCGAUGCGAAGUUUGAUUGGGAUGUUUCUCAAGAUAUUGUGAACAGAGUGCACAACAAUAUUCCUGGGGUGUUUUCCAAUAACCUGAACGAUUAUGAAAUUCUUGGACACAAUGUCGGCGUUCGCCCCGCUAGAAGCUCAGGCAUUCGAUUGGAAAGGGAAGAAAAAGAUGGACAAGAGAUCGUGCAUGCUUACGGAUUCGGUGCUGGUGGAUACAUUCACUCUUUCGGGGCUGCACAUGCUGUGCUCGAGAUUGUUGAAGAUAUCCUUCUGCCCCCGCGGCCUUCCAAAAUGUAG
Penicillium cosmopolitanum is the source of this 1011-nucleotide messenger RNA. RefSeq names its product FAD-dependent oxidoreductase. The record is from RefSeq and is a predicted model, not a curated record. The coding region runs from base 1 to 1011 and encodes 336 amino acids. Lineage: Eukaryota; Fungi; Ascomycota; Eurotiomycetes; Eurotiales; Aspergillaceae. Gene Ontology annotation, molecular function: FAD binding; D-amino-acid oxidase activity. The transcript has 7 exons.